This is a messenger RNA of Xylona heveae TC161, 3792 nucleotides long. Its product is annotated as glycosyltransferase family 1 protein. The record is from RefSeq and is a predicted model, not a curated record. Gene Ontology annotation, molecular function: hexosyltransferase activity; UDP-glycosyltransferase activity. Gene Ontology annotation, biological process: carbohydrate metabolic process. The transcript has 8 exons. The coding region runs from base 1 to 3792 and encodes 1263 amino acids. Lineage: Eukaryota; Fungi; Ascomycota; Xylonomycetes; Xylonales; Xylonaceae.
AUGGAUGAUCCUCGACAACCCAGUGGAGAUACUAUUCCUCCGCAUGGGAGGAGACAAGCAUCAGCCUUGGAACAGGCGUCGGCAGCAGCCAUUGGAAAUGCGAGCGCUCAGGAAUCGGAUUCAGAGCAAGAUCAUGAAACGCAGCACCCCGAGGUAGGCGAGCCGCAUGAUAGUCGAAGCGGUCUUGACAAUGCGCAGACAAAUAUCCAGAGAAAUUCCCAAUCGGGAGCUUCACAAUUACACCAGACUCCCCAUCAGGCCCCGACUCAGACCCAGAGAACAACCGCACGGCCAAGCUCUCCAGAACCGUCACUAAAUGCAGUUCCGCCUCCAUCUUAUGGCGAAGCCUAUGACCAUCUUGACAUUAGCCAAAAUGGGCUUGACACUCGGGCAAGACUUUGCAAUGACGGACGUAUCAAUAUCAACAUUAAUGAAAGAACUCAUGGACUCUCAAGUCUCCUCGCACCCGCCCUUCGGAGCCAGUUAGACCUGCAUAAAGCACCAUCCGAGCACCCACCACCUUACAUUCCUCCCUCUCUGGCAGGCCUGCCAGGUGAAAAGCCUCCGCCGCCACUCAAUGUGGUCAUUCAUGUCGUUGGAUCCCGAGGCGAUGUGCAGCCGUUUGUCGCAUUGGGCCAGGUUCUCAAAAAUACUUACGGACAUAGAGUCCGGCUUGCCACCCACCCAAAUUUCCGAGAGUUUGUUCAAGAAAACGGCCUGGAGUUUUUCAGCAUUGGUGGAGACCCAGCUGAACUCAUGGCUUUUAUGGUGAAAAAUCCUGGUCUGAUGCCGGGCUUUGAGACGUUGCGCAACGGCGACGUAGGUAAGCGGCGCCGCGCCAUGUAUGACAUUUUCAGGGGUUGUUGGAGGUCUUGUAUCGAAGCUGGCGACGGCACUGGCAUCGAAGCUUCCGACAGCAAUCUUGACGAUUUUGCAAGCUUUGACAGCGGUGUUUCACUGAGUGCCGACGCUCAGCGCCCCUUUGUGGCUGAUGCUAUCAUCGCCAAUCCGCCCAGUUUUGCCCAUAUACAUUGCGCAGAGAAGCUCGGUGUCCCCUUACAUAUGAUGUUCACGAUGCCUUAUUCACCGACUCAGGCCUUUCCCCAUCCGCUGGCCAACAUCCAGUCGUCAAAUGCUGACCCCAACAUGACCAAUUUCAUCUCGUACGCCCUCGUAGAUAUGUUAACCUUUCAGGGGCUCGGGGAUUUAAUCAAUCGUUUCCGUGAGAAAACGCUCGGGCUAGAGCCGGUGAGUCUCAUGUGGGCCCCGGGCUUGCUCAGCCGACUCAGAAUACCCUUCACAUAUUGUUGGUCGCCAGCAUUGAUUCCUAAACCAGCCGACUGGGGCUCCAACAUUGCUAUAUCUGGCUUCUACUUCCUCUCAUUGGCAUCCAAUUACACCCCGGAUGAAGAAUUGGUAGCAUUUCUUCAAGCUGGUCCGCCACCCGUAUAUAUUGGAUUCGGAUCUAUCGUGGUCGAUGACCCCAAUGGAAUGACCAAACUAAUUUUUGAUGCCGUGAAGAAGACAGGGCAAAGGGCUCUGGUUUCCAAAGGCUGGGGGGGAAUAGGCGGCAAUGAAUUGGACAUACCUGACGGUGUCUUCAUGCUGGGGAAUUGCCCCCACGAUUGGCUAUUUAAGCAUGUGUCCUGCGUUGUUCAUCACGGUGGAGCGGGUACGACGGCGGCAGGAAUCGCUCUAGGCAAGCCAACAGUCAUUGUCCCAUUUUUUGGAGAUCAGCCAUUCUGGGGUGCUAUGGUUGCCAAGGCGGGUGCCGGGCCGGCGCCGAUUCCUCACAAACAGCUCACCACCGACACCCUUGCCGCAGCUAUACAGGAAGCUCUGCAGCCAAGCGCCCUUGAACGUGCGAAAGAGUUGGGGGAGCUGAUCAGGUCAGAAAAGGGCUGCGACGUUGGCGCAAGAUCCUUUCAUCGCAUGCUCGAUUUGGACAAGAUGCGAUGUAUGAUAGCACCAAGCCGUGUGGCGGUUUGGAGGAUCAGACGCACUCAGAUCAGAUUAAGCGCGUUCGCUGCCGCAGUUCUAGGCAAUGAAGGCCUCCUUGAUUUCGCCGAGUUGAAGCUCUAUCGACCCCAAGAAUAUGAUCCAGAGGAAGGGCCCUGGGACCCAAUUUCCGGAGGUGCCUCUGCUUUACUUGGUACUAUGGGUAGCCUUAUGAUGGGCUUUGCAGACUUCCCGAUCGAGAUCGUGCGAAGCGUGAAGGAUCUCAAUAAAAAUGCCGGUCCACAAGGCUGCCGCGAUGAGAAGCAAGCACCAGAGAGGACUGGCGGUAAUAGUGAGACAUCAUCACUUGCUCCCGAAUCCGGCUCGGAUACAGCGCCGCACGAACCUGAGCAUCCAGAGGCGGUGAAGUCACCAAUAGAUCCGUCCGAUUCAAGCUCCCAAACACAACCAAAGUCGUCAGCUGUAUUAUCAAAACCGCCAUCGCGAGGCGAUUCAAUGGCUCAAGCCGUGAGCGGGAAACUUGGCCGCCCUUUUACCCGGUCGCGUUCCAAUUCUCCUUCAGGAAGGCCGAGAGCUUGUUCCGACUCGCCCGCCAACAGGGUAACUCUAGAAGCAAUGAUUGGUGCUGGAAAAAGUGCUGCCCGUAUUGUAGAUGCAGGAGUAAAAUCGCCCAUGGAUUUCACAGUUGCCUUGGCAAAGGGCUUUCACAACGCACCAAAACUUUAUAAUGACAACAGUGUCCGGCAGCUGGAUAAGGUGACUGGUAUACAGAGCGGUCUAAAGGCAGCAGGAAAGGAAUUCGGAUAUGGAUUCUAUGACGGCAUUUCCGGUCUCGUCACCCACCCAGUUAAAGGCGCAAAGAAGGAAGGUUUUGCAGGUUUGUUAAAAGGCAUCGGCAAAGGCAUGGGAGGUGUCGUACUUAAGCCAGGAGCUGCUAUUUGGGGACUGCCCGGCUAUACUUUCAAGGGCAUAUACAAAGAGAUCCAAAAAUUUACGGGCGCGAGUACUCAGAAUUACAUUAUUGCUGCACGCACUACUCAGGGCUAUGAUGACUGGAAAAAUUCCUCGUACGAGGAACGGCGAGAUGUCAUUCUCCGAUGGACAUCUUUGCAGGAACAACUUCAAAGCGAGCAGCAAAAUUCUGAUCCUUUGAAGAAACAUCUCCGACAUCUGUCGUCAAAGUGGCGGCCUGAAAAGGACGAGACAUCGAGUAGUCAGCUUUCUACCCCGCGGAGCCAGUCGCCUUCAAGCUUGCAUCAUGCAAACACCUAUCCUACGCCACGGCGACCAGACGAUGCCGAAUUUGAGGAAGCUAUUCAACGGUCUGUCGCGGAGACUUCUCAGGGAAAUGCGGAGGAGGACCGAAUGAUAGAACGCGCAAUCAGGGCCAGUGUCAGUGAGUUUCAGAUGGCUCGAGAUAGAGUGAACGACGAGGACGCCAUUUCGAGAUCGGUCAGCGCGAACGUUGUGGAAGCCAAUGCCACCCGUCAACGGCAACCUAAUCCCGAAAAGGAUACAGAUGAGUUCCCAGGGUUAAAGGAUGCUCUGGAGCGAAGCCUCAGUGAACAGGGCUUCGGAAGCUCCACAAAGGAGCCUACAGACACUGCCACUGAAAUCGCCAGCGACGAAAAUGACGAAGAUUUUCAACGUGCUAUAGCAGCUUCCAGACUGAUGAUGCAGCCGGGAGAAGUUCAUGACGAAGAGAUUCGCAGAGCAAUUGAAGAGUCUCAAAAAGACCAUAGCCAGCAUCAAUCGAGACAGCGAAAUACAAAGGCUGAAGAUGAUAUUAUUUUGGAGUUUGUUAAGAAAAAUAGCCUGGCGGAGCAAAGUUGA